GUCAGCGACUCUCCUUCUUUUCUUUUCUCUUCUCGAAACCCUUCUCUCUUCUUCAUCCCUUCCUUCCUCUACAGCUCUCUCUCUCUCUCUCUCUCUCUCUCUCUCUCUCGCACGGUGGAGCAACCUGGACUGCUUUAAAUAGGAUCCAUGGAAAUCACACUUUCCAGAGUUUAACAAGAAGUCCGUCAUCAUCUUUCUAUUCGAUUUUUGUCAGCUUAGAAGACUUUUAGGCUUUUCCUUCUCCGAUCGCAAUUGCUUGGAGAGGAGGUAGCUAGGCUAAAGGAUGGCUGGAAGCUGGGAUGGAAGCCAGUCAGACGACAGCUCUCAUUUCGAGCGAGGCGUCGAUCACAUCUACGAAGCAUUCAUCUGCCCUUUAACAAAGGAAGUCAUGCACGACCCCGUCACUCUGGAGAACGGUCGAACAUUCGAGCGCGAUGCCAUUGAGAAAUGGUUCAAGGAAUGUUCAGACGCUCGUAAACCUCCUUCUUGCCCCAUCACUUCUCAGACGCUCACUACCGCUGAUGUUAGCCCCAGUAUCGCUCUCCGUAACACUAUCCAAGAGUGGAGAUCAAGGAACGACGCUGCCAAGCUCGACAUUGCUCGUCAGGCGCUCUUUAUAGGAAACGAUGAGUCUGAUGUUUUGCAAGCUUUGAUGCAUGUGAGGCAGAUCUGCAGGAGUAUCCGAUCCAAUCGGCAGGUUGUGCGUAACUUUCAGCUUAUCCGUAUGAUCAUUGAUAUGUUGAAAAGUAAUAGCCAUAAAGUGAGGUAUAAGGCUUUGCAGACUCUUCAAGUUGUUGUUGAAGGAGAUGAUGAGAGCAAGGAGAUAGUAGCUGAAGGGGAUACCGUGCGUACACUAGUUAAGUUCUUAUCUCAUGAGCCAUCAAAGGGGAAGGAAGCAGCUGUUUCUUUGUUAUUUGAGCUCUCCAAGUCUGAAGCUUUGUGCGAGAAGAUUGGUUCGGUUAAUGGAGCACUUAUUUUAUUGGUCGGACUGACGAGCAGCAACUCAGUAAACGUCUCCGUUGUUGAUAAAGCUGAUAGAACAUUAGAGAAUAUGGAGAAGUCAGAGGAAAUUGUUAGGCAGAUGGCUUCUUAUGGUAGACUCCAGCCUCUUCUAGGCAAAAUCCUUGAAGGUUCACUUGAAACAAAACUCUCCAUGGCUAACUUUCUUGGGGACCUUGCCUUAAACAAUGAUACGAAGGUUCUUGUGGCUCAGACUGUGGGCUCUUCUCUGGUUGAUCUUAUGAGAAGUGGGGACAUGCCCCAACGUGAAGCCGCCCUGAAAGCUCUCAACAACAUCUCGUCGUUCGAAGGGAGUGCUAAGGUUUUGAUCGGGAUAGGGAUUCUCCCUCCACUGAUCAAAGAUCUGUUCUAUGUAGGCCCAAACAACCUUCCAAUACGGUUGAAAGAAGUGUCGGCCACUAUUCUCGCUAACAUAGUGAACAUUGGAUAUGACUUUGACAAAGCCACUCUUGUUUCGGAGAACAGAGUGGAGAGUCUUCUGUAUCUGAUAAGCAACACUGGUCCAGCGAUCCAGUGCAAGCUGUUGGAGGUUCUUGUUGGACUCACCAGCUGUCCUAGAGCGGUCAUACAUGUUGUCUCUGCUAUUAAAACCUCAGGUGCAAUCAUCAGUUUGGUUCAGUUCGUGGAAGUCCGAGAGAAUGAUGCUCUGCGUUUGGCUUCCAUAAAGCUUCUUCAUAACCUCUCCCCGUUCAUGAGCGAAGAGCUAGCCGGGGCGUUGCAAGGUACUUCUGGACAACUGGGGAGCCUUGUUGCCAUCAUCUCAGAAAAGACCCCAAUCUCUGAAGAACAAGCUGCAGCUGCUGGACUCUUGGCUGAGUUGCCAGAGAGGGAUCUGCGUCUCACUAGGGAGCUCUUGGUAGUUGGUGCUUUUGAGAAAAUCAUCUCCAAAGUGAAUGGAAUCCGCCACGGGGAGAUCAAAGGGAUGCGGUUUACGAUGAAUUUUCUUGAAGGGCUUGUGCGUAUACUCUCCAGGAUCACUUUUGCAUUCAACAAUGAGCCUAGAGCAGUCACCUUUUGCCGUGACUACAACGUUGCUUCGCUCUUCAUUCACUUGCUUCAGUCCAACGGUCAAGACAACAUUCAGAUGGUUUCAGCCAUGGCUUUAGAGAAUCUUUCGCUAGAGUCUGUAAGACUCUCACAGAUACCUGAUCUCCCUCCUCCAAACUUCUGUGGCUCCAUCUUUUCAUGUAUGAGCAAACCGCCCAUUGUAACCGGGCUGUGCAAGAUCCACCAGGGGAUAUGUUCUUUAAGAGAAACGUUUUGCCUCGUUGAAGGCGAAGCUGUGGAGAAACUGGUGGCUCUGUUGGAUCAUGAGAAUGAUAAAGUGGUGGAGGCUUCUCUUGCAGCUCUUUCGAGCUUACUAGAAGACGGGUUAGAAGUAGAGAAAGGUGUCCAGAUACUUGAUGAAGCGGACGGGAUAAAACAUAUACUAAACGUUCUGACUGAGACACGAACAGAGAGGCUUACGAGGAGAGCGGUUUGGGUGGUGGAAAGGAUCUUGAGGAUUGAACAAAUAGCAAUAGAGGUGGCGAAAGAACCGAACGUGAGCGCUGCGCUUGUGGAUGCUUUUCAAAACGGUGACUUCAGAACAAGACAGAUCGCUGAGAACGCGUUGAAACACAUUGAUAAGAUCCCAAACUUCUCAGCUAUAUUACCAACCAUGGCGUAGUGGGAGAUGAUGUCCUAUUAUCUGUCCAGUGAGUUUUUACUGAUUUUAUAAAACUUUUAAUGGGGGGUUUUGAGGGGGUUUAUUUGUUAAUAGCAUCCAGUUUUUUCUUUCGGGUUAUAUAUUGUAAAUUUAUAUUCUUGUUUGCGUGUGCUGUAAGGUAUUUGAUUUGAAUCAUUUGAUCGGUCUCAGUCUCAGA
Molecule: messenger RNA, 2885 nt
Organism: Raphanus sativus (radish)
Lineage: Eukaryota; Viridiplantae; Streptophyta; Magnoliopsida; Brassicales; Brassicaceae
Product: U-box domain-containing protein 44
Exons: 4
Coding region: 284-2689 (801 amino acids)
Biological process (GO): protein ubiquitination
Molecular function (GO): protein binding; ubiquitin-protein transferase activity
Source: RefSeq, a predicted model, not a curated record